Glycine soja is the source of this 1037-nucleotide messenger RNA. Its product is annotated as CASP-like protein 4D1. The record is from RefSeq and is a predicted model, not a curated record. The coding region runs from base 179 to 685 and encodes 168 amino acids. The transcript is spliced from 3 exons. Lineage: Eukaryota; Viridiplantae; Streptophyta; Magnoliopsida; Fabales; Fabaceae.
UUUUUUUUUUGGGAAGGCUAGCUUUACCUAAUUACUUAAUGGCCGGCCAAUUUAAAUUAACCUUGUUGUCCUUAAGUACUCCUUAUAUAUACCUAGUAAACGAGGAAUAUUAUUAGAACACCUGGCCAGAAACUGCACCAAAUCUGUCUACAGAAACAUUAAUUAGGAGAAGCCUGCGAUGGAUAACACUACUACCACCCACUCAACAAGUUCCACCUAUUCAAUUACUCUCCUCCUUUUGAGGGUCUUAACCUUUAUCUUCCUUGUUAUGGCGCUCAUUUUCAUUUCUAUAAACAAGCUAACAUUUGAUGAAAUUGAUGCAGAAAUCAAGUUUCAUGAUGUCUAUGCUUAUCGAUAUAUGCUCUCUACGAUAGUCAUUGGGUUUGCGUAUAACCUCUUGCAAAUGGGCUUUUCAAUCUUCACAGUGGUCUCAGGAAAGCGUGUAUUAAGCAGUAAUGGUGGUUAUCUAUUUGAUUUCUUUGGUGACAAGAUCAUAGCAUACCUUCUGAUUUCCGGUUCAGCUGCUGGACUUGGUUUCACCGUAGAGCUGCUGCAAGAUAUUCCCUCAGAUUCCUUCACUCAAAAGGCAAAUGUUUCGGCCAGCCUUCUUCUAGUUGGGUUUUUGUUCACUGCCAUAGCAUCAAUUUUCACUUCCUUUGCUUUGCCAAAGAAAGAUAUUAAUUAAUGAGUUGUAUAAUUCAUUACAACAAUUUCUACAACAAUACCCAUUUUCUCUUUCUCAUUGUUGUAAAAACUGUUGUACGAAUUAUAUUUCUCUUAACUAAUUAGCUUGAUGCAGAAAUAAUGAACAUGGAUUAUAUUAUGAUAGUACUUUUUGAUUCCCUUCUCUAGUUAAUUUGCUUUAGUUCAAUUCCUUUGGUGGUCAAUCAAUAUUUGUCGUGGUCAUCUUUGUGUACCAGUGUGUAUGCACUAAUUAGUUAAUUACACCAAAAAAAAACUCUCUGAUCACAAACUCUCUAAUUAGUCAAUGAGUAGUAUCUUAUAAUAAUUUGAUGUUAUACGGUCUUUGAAAAUAA